AUGGCAGCCAUCGAACUCGCCACCUCAACAACCGCCUUCUGGCGCGAAACCGGCGCCGCAUUCCGCGCAGCCAACCCGCGCACCAGCGGCACGAAAGACAACCGCAUGAAAGAAGCGCUUAUCCGUCUGCCUCACGCACGCGUCACGUGGCUGUGCGCACUCUUCCUACUCGGAUACGUGGGUAUUGAAGUUGCGCUAGGUGGCUGGAUUGUCAAGUUCAUGCUUGAAGUGAGGGAUGGAGAGGAGUUUGCGAGUGGCAUGGUGGCGACGGGGUUUUGGAUGGGGAUUACGGUUGGGAGGAUUGUGCUCGGGUUUGUUACGCCGAGGUUGGGGGAGAAGUUGGCUAUUACUAUCUACCUCCCCCUCACAAUGGCCCUCGAACUCAUCUUCUGGCUCGUCCCCCAAUUCUACGUCUCGGCCGUCGCCGUAGCCCUCCAGGGCUUCUUUCUCGGUCCCUUGUUCCCGGCUGUAGUCGUCGCAGCUACCAAGCUCUUACCGCGUCACCUACACGUCGGCGCUAUUGGCUUCGCGGCGGCUUUCGGCGGAAGUGGCGCUGCCAUCUUCCCUUUUGCGGUUGGAGCUAUCGCACAAGCCAAGGGUGUACAGGUACUACAGCCGAUUAUUCUGGCGCUGUUGGGCGUGAUUCUACUGCUUUGGUUGGGUCUACCGAGGAUACAUAAGAAGGAGGAGUGA
Messenger RNA from Alternaria metachromatica, 693 nucleotides. RefSeq lists its product as uncharacterized. Lineage: Eukaryota; Fungi; Ascomycota; Dothideomycetes; Pleosporales; Pleosporaceae. Gene Ontology annotation, cellular component: membrane. The coding region runs from base 1 to 693 and encodes 230 amino acids. The transcript has 2 exons. Gene Ontology annotation, biological process: transmembrane transport. Gene Ontology annotation, molecular function: transmembrane transporter activity. The record is from RefSeq and is a predicted model, not a curated record.